AUGAACGCGAGGAAGCUCAGCGCGGCCUCCGGGGCUGGGGGCCAAGGGCGCGGGUCCCGGCGUCCGGAGCGGGCAGCCCGCCCGCCCGCAGGUCCCCCGCGCCGCCGCGCCCGGCCCGGGAAGAGCCGGCCGCGGCGCCGGAAAGAGGAACCCCACGCGCCGGGCCCUCUCGGGGGGGCGAGGCCACCACCGCCCCCCGCGGCCCCCGCGGCCCCCGCGCGCCUGUACGCGUCGGUACGUGCCACCCGCGGGCUGGGCGCGUCCACACCGCCAACCCGACGUGCGCGCGCCGCCGGCUCCUCCGUGCGCGAACCCGCCGCCGUCCCACCGGGCGCGCGCCUCCAGACCGGGCCGGCGCGAACGCACAGAGGCCGGCGCUGGCGCGGCAGGGGGCUCCCAGCGACCUUGUCUGCCCGGUUCUUCCUCCCCAUGAAAACAAAUUACACCCCAGGAAAUUACCGGGACAAGGGCGGCCACUUCGCGUCCCACCAGGUCUCCAGCCAGAACACAGGAUAUAUUCGACCUUUAGAUGAUUCUCCAGAUGGCUUGGAUAUUGUGCAGCUGGAGUGGCUGGCAUAUUGGGCAACUCUUUCUAGGCAACCUAAGGUAAAAAAGCCACCCUAA
Molecule: messenger RNA, 624 nt
Organism: Myotis daubentonii (Daubenton's bat)
Lineage: Eukaryota; Metazoa; Chordata; Mammalia; Chiroptera; Vespertilionidae
Gene: NMS
Exons: 4
Coding region: 1-624 (207 amino acids)
Source: RefSeq, a predicted model, not a curated record